Molecule: messenger RNA, 1524 nt
Organism: Cuscuta campestris
Lineage: Eukaryota; Viridiplantae; Streptophyta; Magnoliopsida; Solanales; Convolvulaceae
Source: the annotation of a GenBank genome assembly
CUCAGUUCUUACUAUGCAAAGUAUGCAUAUAUGUAGGUAAAAGUUUUUUCUCUUUUCUGCCCCUUUCUCUCUCUUCCCACAAAGAAACUCACAAACACCAUUUUUCCGAUUUAACCCUUCUUCUUCUCCAUCCCCAGAAGUUAAAAGAACCAGAAUGUUUGUGUUUUGUGUGUUUGGGAAUUGAAUUGGGUAGGUCCUGUUUGGUCUCUGCUAGGAAUUAAUGGACACAGAAAUUGAAGAACAAGAAAAUGAGGAAGAAGAAGAAGAAGGGCAAAUUAUUGUGGAGACUUGUUUUUCCUCUUCUUCAUAUCAUUCAACAAGAAGGGGUAGCUUUGGAAAACCCUCUUGGCUUCUCUGCUCUAUUGCAGAUUUGGAUGAGAGGAUGAAGGUGAUGGGGUUGAACUUGUUGGAAGAAGGGAACGAUGACAGCGCGCACGACAGCUUCGCAAAACGCGCGGACUCGUACUACCAGCAACGCCCUCAGCUCCUGGCGUUGCUCCAAGACUUGUACAACAGCUACCUGUCUUUGGCGGACCGUUACUGCCACUCGCUGGCGGCAAAGGCCCGCCAUCCCUCUCCCCUGCCGUUCGCAGACGAGGAUCUUGAACGGAGGGAAGAGGAGAAUGGCGUCAUCGAUUCGUCCGAUGACGCCGAGAGCUCCCUGUCUUACCAACCGCCCCAGGUGAAAGCGGGCGACCCCCACAUGAUGGUCGCCGAGUUUGUGAUGAGAGCGGUGGAGUCCGACAUCAUACUCCACGAGCUCGAGCUGGCCGAGAGGCGCGGGGUGGAGUCCUCGAGGAAGAUGGAGCUGCAGAGGAGCCUGGUGGACGUGCUCGAAUCAGAGAGGUUGAUUCUACUGAACGAGAACGCCAGGCUCGGGUACCAAGUCUCUGGGCUGGUGGAGGAGAACAAGGGGUUGGCGUCGGAGUCGGCCUUCAUGAAGAGGAAGGCGGCGGAGCUGGCGAGAUGCCUGCUGAAGAUGAGGGAGGACCACCGGGUUUUCGUGCUGAGCCGCAAGCUGGAGGAUCUGCAGGGCCAGAUCCACGGGCUCGAGAGGCGGAACCGGGAAUAUUACGCGCAGCUCGUGAAGCACAGAGACGGAGCCGAGAAGACGAAGACGAAGAAGAAGAGACUCAAAGGGUGUUGCUUCCAAGUGCAUUGUGAUGGGGAUGGUGUCAUGAACAGGAAGAUGGUGGUUCAGCAUGGGGGUUGUGGUGGCAGUGGCUUGGGCUUGUGGGAAAGGUUCACCAAGAUGUUUGACUUUGACCUGUUUAAUUGUGGGCCCCAUUCCAAUCCAUGAAACUGCUAGUUUAAGAGAGAGAGAGAGAGGGGGGGGGGGGGUGUAGAUGAUAACAAAAACAUAUCACCCAAAGUCAUAAUUUGAUCUUAUGUAGUGGGGAAAAUGGGGUUUUGACCUUUUUUUUGGGGUACACUAAUGGCCUACAAUUGCUUACCCCCAAAGAAUCUCUAAUUGAAAGACAAUAUGAUGCACUUGAACGGUUUAAAUAACACUGGUGUCACGAA